GAGCGUUCAGUGUAGUCUUUUCGGCGGGUUUGAAGUUAACCCUAAAAAUGAGGUUUCUCACGCGUUCAAAAUGCAUCUUUGGACGCUGGUGUGCUUAACCUGACCACAGAGAAUCGUCGCCUCAUUCUACGAAUUGUGAAAAUGGCCGAUCCGUUUGCCUACUCCCUUGCGAAUUUGCCCACGCCGAAGAUAGAGAAACGGUCAAGCCGUUUCAGCAACAGGAGUGCAUCGUUCCAACGGACUCCAGGCAAUCUCUCAUCUUCCUCAGUGUUGGACAGGACGUUACAAAGUGGAAAGAAACCUUACAGUGUAGUACUUAGGACGGACACAUUCCUAAACAACACGACGGUGCACGGUGGACUUUAUGGUGACACUACGAUGGCUCAGGACGUGGACGUAACACAAUUUACCGGUGCAACACUAGCAUCGGAGCAUCCUGCGGUUGCAGCCACGGCGGGAAUAUACGCCGAUUUCAUGGAGGCGUACCGGUCGUGUCCAAAUGACUCGCCGGUUGAUCUUCUUGAUAACUACGAACGUAUUUGCGACACCUACUUACGAAGAUUACAGAAAGUAGCAGACCAUGCGCCUUCGAAGGCGGGCAAAGCCGUAGCCUGCUCCAAACUGCUCAGCGAAGAGAAAAACACCUGGCAGUUGACCAAGAUCCUCAUGCGUGACCGACUGGAGGCUGAACCUGACGUCGAGACUAUGCUUAUGGACACUGAUGUCAGAAAAACGAGCGACAAGGAUAUUGUAGAUGCCCUCUUCGCGAGAGACUCUGCUGUUAGGCGAGCACAGAUGGUCGUCGACUGGCUGGAAAGCUGCGCUGCGUACGAGCACGACGAAGAACCGGACGACUGUGCUCGUAUGGAGUACUUUUCUGAUGGAGGAUGUGCGUGGGAAAACACCUUGUACAUGUUGCAGGCUCGGAAGGUGGCACCCGCUGCUGCUGACGGACGAGUGACAGAACUUGACCCAGACGCGCCUUCACGUCAACAACUGGCCCUCACAGAUGAAGACAGUAAAGACGAGGCACGCCUGCUACGAAGCGUCUUCAGACACCUGCGACAAGGUCAGCUGCAGAAAGCCCAGCAACUAGCCAUUGACCAGGGGUAUCACUGGCUUGCGGCCGCCUUGGAAGGUUGGCGACCGCCCCACGAUCCCAACACCGGCGGGUUCCUCAACGGGAGCACGUCGAUGCAACCAACGGAAGGGAACGCGUACCGGGAUCUUUGGAAAUCACAGUGCUGGAUGGCUUCAGCUUCGAGUGGGACGGGGACCUACGAGCGAGCGAUAUAUGCCGCGCUCUGCGGGAACCUCCAGGAACUACUUCCGGUGUGCCUCAGCUGGAAAGACCACCUGUGGGCUCGCCUCCGAGCGCUAGUUGACAUCGGCAUCGAGCAGGAGCUCCGAGUGGCGACGCAGCAGGUGCGCCAGAUGGAACCAUUGCCAAAAAAUUACCCCGCAGGGCGCGGAAGCUUGGUGCAGGUGUUUGAAAGUUUGAGUGCCACACCCAAUGCUCAGGUGCAAAAGCAGGGAGAGUUUUACUACAGUGUUGUGCAGCGUUGCAUCAUCCUGGACGACACUUACAGUCUCAUGGAAGAAAUGCACGAGUGGUCCACGCAGCAGCAGAGCAGGCAUCUGGUGCGGUUCAUGGCCCACAUGGCCCUUGCGCUGCGGAGUGCGGGGUACGCCCUGGACGAUGCCGCGUUCAACGCCGUGCUGCGGGCAUACGUGAAAGACUUGAUCCGCGAAAAGUGCGUGCCUGUGGUGGCAACGUACGUCGCGGCGCUUCCCCCUGGUGAGCAGGUGGAGCACUACGCAUACAUGCUUGAGGAACUGAAGGUACAGGAUUCGGCCGAGCAGGAACGGUGCUUGGAGUGGGCGCGCGACGCCGGCCUGGACGUUCCAGCCAUCACGCGCACCCUGGUGGAACACGUGCGCACGGCCGACGCCGAGACCGACCCCGGCGCCACGACGCCUUCCUUGGAAGUGACGCCGGAAGACCGCGAGAAGAUUUCCUCCCUGGACUGGCUGCUCUUCGACGUGGAGAUGCGAGGCGAAGCCCUCUGCCAGGCGAACGCGCUCAUGCGGGACUUCAUCCUGCGCGGGAAUGUAAAGGCGGCGAGAGAGGCGUCGGAGAAGCUUCCGCCAGACACGGUGCAGGUGGCCGCGUCCUCGAGACAGAGGGUCGGCUCGGAGGCAGAGAGGAACGUUCGCGAGUACUUCUGCUUGUGCGCGUACCUUCAAGCGCAGCAGAGCUUCCAGAACUGGUUUUCGCGGUUCCACCACCACAAACCCCAGCCCGUCGGAGAGCCACCGGUGGGAGCAAAGUUCUCGGAAAUGGUGGCGUACGAACACAAAGUACGGAAUCACAGCAUCGAAACGGACAAGUGGCGGGACGCCGUCGCGCGUCAAGCGAGGGAGGUGUCGAAGAACGUCUACAAUGUCCUGCUCUUUGUGGACGGUGGCUGGAUGGUGGACGUGCAGGCGGGGGGCGGCGACGAGGGACGGCAGCGGCAGAUGAGCGCGCUGCGGAAACUCUGCAUUCCGAGCCUGACCUUCCUGCUGCACGAAGCGUUGCACGCGUCAGGCAUGUUGAGAGAGUGCAUGGCCAUCGCCGACGUGAUUGCGUCGGAAAGGCACAAACUGUACGCGGAGUUUGGUCGACAGGAACUCUACACGCUCCUCAGCCGGAUACGAGAUUCGUCGUUGAAGUUGCUGGACAGCGGUUGUGACGCGUUGGGAUACGCGGUCGAGUAGCGUCGGAGCAUGCGGAUGCUCGUUGAACAUUGAAAGCGUUUACGCUGCCGAGUCGUUACCACCCACCUUCUGGUUGCCGAGUUUGCUCAACACCGUGUAAUUAGUGCGCUUUUAAUUUGGGCAACCCAACAAGAAAUUUAUAGCGAAUUUAUGUUGGCCGCAACGAAGAACGUAGGUGGUUUCAAGGAAGCUAGCACUGCCAUUCUCUAACAAGUUUAACUGCAGUUAUGCGAGAUAUUUUGUACUUAGGUUUGUCGCAAGAAGAAAAAAAAAAGCGUCUUUUUAAAGUUGUUUGUUGUUUUGUUCAUUUGGUUGAUAAUCUGUAAAAACCUUGUGGGACUGUUGAUGCUCUAGCUGCGUGAACUGAAUGAAAUGAUGGCCAAUAGAAAUGGAGUUAAUAAAGUGACAUUUUGUACA
Molecule: messenger RNA, 3177 nt
Organism: Ornithodoros turicata
Lineage: Eukaryota; Metazoa; Arthropoda; Arachnida; Ixodida; Argasidae
Gene: Nup107
Product: nuclear pore complex protein Nup107-like
Exons: 1
Coding region: 142-2760 (872 amino acids)
Biological process (GO): protein import into nucleus; mRNA export from nucleus; post-transcriptional tethering of RNA polymerase II gene DNA at nuclear periphery
Cellular component (GO): nuclear pore; nuclear pore outer ring
Molecular function (GO): structural constituent of nuclear pore
Source: RefSeq, a predicted model, not a curated record